UAAAUUUUGUGAGCGAUUAGUGGUACAUGUACAUUGGAUAUACAUGCAACAAGUAUGUGUUUGAUUACAACUAUAUCUUAUUAAAUGUAUUGACAUUAAGAUGCAAGUCGACGAAUAUUCAUUUAAAAAUGUGGAUCUAAAUGUAGAGUGGUAAAAUGUGUAGGUUGUGGUAUUUCGUUUUCCUAAUAUUGUUUGUAAAUAUCGAAGGACAGAGUGGGGAGGAUGUUAAAAAUCUAAUCAAACAAUUAUUUACAACAAAUGAUUAUAAAAAGCAAGUCCGACCAAAUCGGGAUCAGCAUCACCCUAUGAAUUUAGAUUUAGAUUUUUACCUUGUUGGAAUAAAUGAAUUGGACGAACUAAAACAGAGAUUGAUAACAACCGGGUAUUUAAAUAUUGGAUGGAUAGAUGAGUAUUUGAAUUGGACAUCUGCAGACUUUGGUGGAUUAUAUUAUUUUUACGUUCCACAAGCAGAUAUUUGGAUACCUGAUAUAACAUUACAAAAUGGAUUUACAAAAUUGCAGGAACUUGGAAGCAGUUUUAUCAAAGCUCAGGUUGAAAGUAACGGACAAGUAGCGUGGAUGCCGUUUGAAGUUUUUGAAUCAAAAUGUAAAAUAGAUAUUACAUAUUUUCCCUAUGACCAACAAUCAUGCGACAUAAUUUUUGUUGUGUGGUCAAGUAGCGUUACAGAUGUGAGUGUUACUCUGUGGAAUAAUGGAAUCGUUCUGGAUAGCUUGGAGAAUAAUGCAGAAUGGUCAGUAGUAUCAACAGCCGCACGAGAGGACGUUUUGUCGUUCGAAUCUAGGGUUAUAUUUACACUAAACUUGAAAAGAAAUCCGACUUAUUAUUUAAUGAAUAUCAUCAUUCCAAUCAUUUUACUGAGUGUAUUGAAUGUGUUUACUUUUGCAAUUCCGGCUGACAGUACUGCGAGAAUGGGGUAUUGCAUAACGGUGUUUCUUUCGAUGGCCGUUUUCCUUACAAUUGUCAAUUCCCAGCUUCCCAAAACAUCUGGAUCAAUAUUGGGAUAUUAUUUAUUGUUCCAGCUAGGUAUGGGAACUUUUGUUGUGUGCUGUUCGAUUAUAGAACUUCGAUUGCAUCAUCGUAAAGACGAUGUUCCAAAGAACAUAAUCAAGCUAAUGAGAUUCCGGCAUGUAAAGAAAAUUACAUCAAUGUAUCAAAAUGAAACAGACAAUGAACAAGAGAUGACGUGGGGUGAUGUUAUUUCUUCAUUUGAUUUUGUAUUGUUUUGGAUAACGUCUGUAUUAGUUGUAAUUGCUGCAAUUACAGUUUUAGGAUUGCUUUGUACAAAUUAGAUAAAACGCGUUCUCUUGCGUUAGAUUGUGGCUCUUUGUAAAAAAAUGAUUAAAAGGAUCAAUAUAAUGCCCAGAGGCGAAUCCAGGGGGUGGUCAUCCGGUGCACGUAACCUUACCCCCCCCCCCCCCCCCCCCCCCCCUCUGUGGUUGGCAAAAAUGGUGCACCAUGUACAAAAUUUUGAUUGAAUUAUCAAUCGGUCUAUCACUGGUAAUCAAGGUUCAUUACUUACCGUUAAGCGAUUUACAUGUACCUUGACAUGUAUGUUUUUACGAAGAACAUGUAAUAAGCGAUCCUUAAUUACUUCUUCGAUUCCUUUGAUGUGUUGGUGUGAAAAUGAAGGGACAUUCCUCAAUUUUAGAUGGGUUUUUUUUUUAAUGGGACUGGUAAUUGAUAUUUUUUUUUAUAUUUCGAUUUUCUAAAUUUUAAAAGUUUUUUGUAUGACAACUUUCCUCGACUUUUAAUGAUAAAUGAAAUCUACAGUGAUGCCAAAAUUCAAAUAUUUUUUAUUCGUUUUGAGUCUUAUUAACAAACUCUUGAUUUUACUGAAAAAUUGACUGAUUCGAUAUGACGGGUUUGUGUACUCUCCUUCAAAAGAAGGAGCUUAUUUGUAAAUACUGUGCUCUGUUUGGGUUGACAAUUUGGGAUCCUUAGCACACAAACCAUUUACUAAUUGUGCACAUGCUUGAACUAGACUAAACAAACAUUUCGGCCGGGAUAACAAACCUUGUAAAUAGAGCAACGCUGAGGCUAGAGCCAAUGCACUACUUUUCCUUGACAAUGUUGAGAAAAAGACAGUAAAUAUACAAACUUUUAUUGAUGCACUGAUGCACGUGCAUUAUUAUUUGCUUUUAGAACUUGAUGUGAUAAUUGACACGUUUGCACGCAGGAUCCACUAAAAAUGAAAUUGGAAUCAAUUUUAUAAGUCCUGUCUAACCAUGUGCUUUAUAGUUGUUACUAUUUUCAUGACAUUAAUAUCAAUAAAACAAAAGUGAUUUUUUAUAAGAUUUCGAAAGGUGACCUCCACCAGACAUAUUUCUUGAUCCGCCCCUGAUGCCGGCUGCUGGGUGGUUCAGGAAUAGAAUACAAAAUGACUUCAAGUCUGCAUUUACAACUUAUAAAUGAAUAUUGCUUAUCAA
Mytilus californianus (California mussel) is the source of this 2447-nucleotide messenger RNA. Its product is annotated as neuronal acetylcholine receptor subunit beta-4-like. The transcript has a single exon. Gene Ontology annotation, biological process: chemical synaptic transmission; nervous system process; monoatomic ion transmembrane transport. The coding region runs from base 156 to 1310 and encodes 384 amino acids. The record is from RefSeq and is a predicted model, not a curated record. Gene Ontology annotation, cellular component: membrane; neuron projection; synapse. Gene Ontology annotation, molecular function: extracellular ligand-gated monoatomic ion channel activity; transmembrane signaling receptor activity; neurotransmitter receptor activity. NCBI's taxonomy places the organism in Eukaryota, Metazoa, Mollusca, Bivalvia, Mytilida, Mytilidae.